This is a messenger RNA of Musa acuminata subsp. malaccensis (wild Malaysian banana), 1439 nucleotides long. Its product is annotated as basic leucine zipper 23-like. Gene Ontology annotation, molecular function: RNA polymerase II cis-regulatory region sequence-specific DNA binding; DNA-binding transcription factor activity, RNA polymerase II-specific. The record is from RefSeq and is a predicted model, not a curated record. Gene Ontology annotation, biological process: DNA-templated transcription; regulation of transcription by RNA polymerase II. NCBI's taxonomy places the organism in Eukaryota, Viridiplantae, Streptophyta, Magnoliopsida, Zingiberales, Musaceae.
CCCCGACAAAAAAGAACUCCAAGGAUAGAGUGGAAAAGCUGCGCCUGCUUGGAGGUCGUCUCCCUUCGCCUGAUAUCGGCUCCCGAUCCCCAAGCCCCGACCGGGCCUUUGGAUUUCUGCGCCACGGUUGGAUUUUGUCGCUUUUCCUCGGCUCCUUGGGUCGGUACUACAAUCUCGCAUCAAAGGUGCCGUCUUUCCGUUCGUGUUUCUGGAAUGGGGAUCGUCGUCUUCUUGAUUUAGGGUUCUGUGCGAUCUUUGUUGUUCGCUCGAUUUCUGCGCCUGUUCUUCUUGGAUUCAUGUAGACGGGCCUGAGUAAAUCAUCUCAGUCGGAUCCGAUUGCAGCAGCGGAGUUUCCCUGAUUCAUAUAUAGGAUUGGAGUGUUGCCGGGGAAUUGUCUGGUUGCAGCAAGCAUGGAUGACGGGGAAGUGGACCUCUCGAGCCACUUGCUCCUGCCGAGCCCCGAAAUGACCCAGAGCUUCGACGAGUUCUUGCGAAGGACCACCACAUGCACCCACACCCACACAUGCAAUCCCCCCGGCCCGGCCGCCGCCGCGCACACCCACACAUGCUACCACACCCACACCCAGGUGUUCGCGACGGGCGAGGAGGAGGGGCCGGGCGAAGAGGAGCCGAACAAGUCCCGCCGCAGGCCGCUGGGGAACAGGGAGGCGGUGCGCAAGUACCGAGAGAAGAAGAAGGCCCACGCCGCCUUCUUGGAGGAGGAAGUCAAGAAGCUGCGCCUCCUGAAUCAGCAACUCCUGCGACGGCUGCAGGGGCAGGCGGCGCUGGAGGCGGAGGUGGUCAGGCUGCGAGACCUGCUGGCGGAUCUCAGAGGGAAGAUCGACGCGGAAGUGGGCGGCGGCUUCCCCCUCCUCCUCAAGAAGUGCAGCCCUGCUGGUGUACACUGCGACAGCAAUGGCCAGUGCGUGGAGGUGAUCGACUGGGAAGGAAGCUGUGUGCCGGUGGUGGUGGACUGCCAGAUCGAUCCAAAUGGGGAUGACCGAGCAGAACUUGGAGAUCGUUGAAGCCGUGUCAAUUCAACAAACAGCUGGGAGCAUCUGAAACAUGAAUCAAAAGGUUUGAUCUCUGUCUCCGUCCUAGCCAUGUUCCUGAAUCCGAAACAUGAAUCAAACAGCUUGUAAGAAUAAUGUUGUAUUAUAUGAUGAUGGAGUAGAGCAUCUAUCAGGCCAAUUCAGUGGAAAUCUUAUAUGUACAGAAUAAGUAAUCUCCUUGCUUAGAAGAGAGAGAGAGAGAGAGACAUAAAGAAAGAGUAAUAUCCACAUUUGUUUUUUGCUGCUGUAAUGGAGUGGUUGAAUCGAUGCCUCCCUCUAUAGAGUGGUGGUGAUGAAGUGUUGCUGAGUGCCCAAAGAGGUGAAGGCAUAAAUACGUGUAGCGACUCCCUUUGUCUACAGCAAUGUUGUAAUAUGGUGUUGCAUAAG